Messenger RNA from Ficedula albicollis (Collared flycatcher), 1750 nucleotides. Its product is annotated as potassium voltage-gated channel subfamily A member 3. The record is from RefSeq and is a predicted model, not a curated record. NCBI's taxonomy places the organism in Eukaryota, Metazoa, Chordata, Aves, Passeriformes, Muscicapidae. Gene Ontology annotation, cellular component: voltage-gated potassium channel complex; membrane. The transcript has 4 exons. The coding region runs from base 1 to 1500 and encodes 499 amino acids. Gene Ontology annotation, molecular function: protein binding; delayed rectifier potassium channel activity. Gene Ontology annotation, biological process: protein homooligomerization; potassium ion transmembrane transport.
AUGGGGGGCGUGGCCGCCGGGCAGCCCGCGGGCGCUGCGGAGCACGAGUGCUGCGAGCGCGUGGUCAUCAACAUCUCGGGGCUGCGCUUCGAGACCCAGCUCAAAACCCUGGCGCAGUUCCCCGAGACGCUGCUGGGGGACCCCCGCAAGAGGAUGCGCUACUUCGACCCCCUCCGCAAUGAGUAUUUCUUCGACCGCAACCGGCCCAGCUUCGACGCCAUCCUCUACUACUACCAGUCGGGCGGGCGCAUCCGGCGUCCCGUCAAUGUCCCCAUCGACAUCUUCUCCGAGGAGAUCCGCUUCUACCAGCUGGGGGAGGAGGCCAUGGAGAAGUUUCGGGAGGACGAGGGUUUCAUUCGGGAGGAGCAGCGGCCGCUUCCCGAGAAGGAGUUCCAGCGCCAGGUGUGGCUCCUCUUCGAGUACCCCGAGAGCUCUGGGCCGGCCCGAGGCAUUGCCAUUGUCUCUGUCCUGGUCAUCCUUAUCUCUAUUGUCAUCUUCUGUCUGGAGACCCUGCCUGAAUUCAGGGAUGACCAUGACUAUGAGGGAACUGGGGGGACCUUUGGGACAGGCGGUGGCCCUCUCCCACCUGAUGUCUUCACCAACUCCUCAUCCUCGGCCGCUUCCAUGGUGUCAUCCUUCACCGACCCUUUCUUUGUGGUGGAGACUCUGUGCAUCAUCUGGUUCUCCUUUGAGCUGCUGGUCCGUUUCUUUGCCUGCCCCAGCAAGGCCACCUUCUCCAAGAACAUAAUGAACAUCAUUGACAUUGUGGCCAUCAUCCCCUACUUCAUCACGCUGGGCACGGAGCUGGCUGAGCGUCAGGGCAACGGCCAGCAGGCCAUGUCCUUGGCCAUCCUCCGAGUCAUCCGCCUCGUCAGGGUCUUCCGCAUCUUCAAGCUCUCCCGGCACUCCAAGGGGCUGCAGAUCCUGGGCCAGACCCUCAAGGCCAGCAUGAGGGAGCUGGGCUUGCUCAUCUUCUUCCUCUUCAUCGGCGUCAUCCUCUUCUCCAGCGCCGUCUACUUCGCGGAAGCCGACGACCCCAGCUCGGGGUUCAGUAGCAUUCCCGAUGCCUUCUGGUGGGCCGUGGUCACCAUGACCACCGUGGGCUACGGGGACAUGCACCCCAUCACCAUUGGGGGCAAGAUCGUGGGGUCUCUGUGCGCCAUCGCGGGCGUGCUGACCAUCGCCCUGCCCGUGCCCGUCAUCGUCUCCAACUUCAACUAUUUCUACCACCGCGAGACGGAGAACGAGGAGAAGCAGAUGCUGCCCGGGGAGGAACAAGCCCAGUACAUGCACGUCGGGAGCUGCCAGCACCUCUCCUCCAGCGAGGAGAUGAAGAAGGCUCGCAGCAAUUCCACCCUCAGCAAGUCCGAGUACAUGGUGAUCGAGGAAGGGGGGAUCAAUCACAGUGCAUUCAAACAGGCUGCCUUUAAAGCAGGCAACUGCACAACCACAAACAAUCCCAACUGUGUGAACAUCAAAAAGAUCUUUACGGAUGUUUAAGACAAACCCAAAUCAAACGGACAGCAACAAAUCCUGAGGAUGCGGUAAAACGAUACCAAUAAUAAUACCAAUAAUAAUGCAAAGUGACUGUGUGUCGGUGUUGUGUGGAACAUGCACCAUCGUCGGUCUGUGUGAGCCCUCGUUUUUAUACCUUUAUUUUUUUAGAUCCUUCCUUUCUAAAGAUCCAAAAGUAAAAGGAUUUAAAAUUCUCUGAAGAAGAGGACAGCUAAAGGGUAAUGAGAAGGAAGAU